UAAUGCAGUGUUUGGCGAAGUCAGUCUCAUCAUACAGGGUGCAGUUUUGGUUUCCGUUCCAUAACUUUAAUCAAACCGCGGAAAGAAGCCGAGAGAAAACGGUUCAAGGAGUAGCCGAAUCGUCGAAAGUGGUCAUGACCUUGGAUGCACUUCCUUUCCAUACGUAUCUUCCGCUCGAUGAAUAGUCAACAACUAUUCACCGAAGGGGCGGUGACCAGUAGUCUUGGUGGUGGAUAUUUUCCGAGAGUUACAACGAUUAGAGACUGGGGGAAUAAUGCUUGGAAGGCUGCUAGCCAGAUUUCGAGGAGUGAUUUGUGGUUUAUUUUUUGGCUUUGGACUUGCGGUGCUUUUUGUGACAUGGAGAGAUGACGCUUCUUACGUUAAAGAAAAUCUGAUUAUCGACGAGGUCGGAGGAGGCAGCCGAGUUGAUUCUACAUCGUUGAUUACACACGGUGAAAACAGCGACCCAAAAGAACUCUUUCUCACUGGACCAAUAGAAAACAGCAGAACAACCACAGAUGAUGAUGGCACAAACUCACCGAGCGACUUGUACAAAGCUUAUGAUCACGUGCACAGUGUCCUGUUUUUCAUUGGUUAUCCGCGUAGUCGUCACAGUCUUCUUGGCUCCUUAUUGGAUGCUCAUCCACACAUGGUGGUUUCUGAUGAGGCAAUGGCUUUUCCACGAUGGAUAGGGGGUCUCAAAACUUGGCUGAAUGGCUCGAUACACGCAUUUUACGAUACGUUAUUUGAAGCUUCGCAGCGCGCAGUUGCCCAGGGGAGACGCUCGCGUGUAUUUCAAGGAAGUGUUGUGAAUGUGACUUCUUCAUAUGCGUACUAUGUACCAAAUCAAUGGCAAGGCCAGUAUGAUCAGUAUAUCGAGGUAAUCGGAGACAAAUCAGGUGCCUUUACAGCGGGAGCGAUGAGAAAAGACAACGCCUUGGAUGCAGUCCGCCUCUUAGAGAAAGCUGCGGACGUAAAGGUGAAGUUUGUUCAUGUUGUGCGAAAUCCAUUCGACAAUAUUGCAACCAUGGUUCUGCAAGAUGCGAGGGUCAAAAAAAGGGAAACGGGUAAACGUAAAAUGAAGGUUGGAGCUCCUUCUAUACUGGACGAGAGUAUAAAUCGUUAUUUUGGCUGGGCAGCAGGUUGUAACAAAGCCAGGCAAGCGUUUCCAGCUAGUGUUAUCGAUAUUCCAAGUCUGGAAAUUGUCAAGAAUCCUGCAGACACUCUAAGAAAUAUCUGCAAAUUCCUGGGCAUCACUUGCUCAGAGCGUUAUAUAGAGGACUGUGCAGCCACUGUAGAUCCAGUUCCAUCAAUGACACGUGACUUUAUUGAAUGGACCGCUGAACAAAAGAACCGCGUUUACGAAGAAAUGAAAAAAUACUCCUUUUUUGAUAGUUAUUCAUACGAUCAAUGAGACAUAAUCAUAGUAAACUGUUAUAUUAAGGGCUAAUGAUGUCUUUAUCAAAAUUAGAAUAUAUUAUUAUAUUGUACUAAACGAAACUUUAAGAGAU
Messenger RNA from Stylophora pistillata, 1511 nucleotides. RefSeq lists its product as uncharacterized. Lineage: Eukaryota; Metazoa; Cnidaria; Anthozoa; Scleractinia; Pocilloporidae. The record is from RefSeq and is a predicted model, not a curated record. Gene Ontology annotation, molecular function: protein-tyrosine sulfotransferase activity. Gene Ontology annotation, biological process: peptidyl-tyrosine sulfation. Gene Ontology annotation, cellular component: Golgi apparatus.